CGGCCGUAUAAAAGAUCAAGAGCACGUAUCGACGCGAGAAGACGACGGUCGUUGUCGACUGGAAUGAGCUUGUUUUUAUAAAUCUACAAUUCCAGUAUGAGCAUAUCAACCAGUAAAAGAAUGGAUGAAAUCAAACGGCAGAUGUCAGUCCAUCGACAGAAUCUACUUUGUGUUUGCCGGUUGUCAAUAAAAGCACUAAUUGCUCAGUCGCAAUACCAGGCAACGGAUGACUCCUGUCCUGAGUUCAAGAAUUUUGCUACUAUCAUGGAGCACAUACUUAGUCACAGACUUAAAGGUCAGGUGACAUGGUUCGGAUUAGAGGAACCCCGUGACUUUUGGCAUUUCAUCCGAGUUGUCUGCGGUAAUACACAUGAUGGUUGCAUUGGUAAUGUGGCUCAUAUGGAGUCGGUGCGGUCACCAAAGGCAAAGGGCAGAGCAUGGCUGCGGAUGGCACUAAUGGAGAAAAAACUUGGAGAUCACAUUGCAAUUGCUUUACAGAAUGACAAAGCACUAAGAGCUUUUUAUAGAGAAGGAGCAUUCCUUAGAAGUGAAGAGGCUCAGAUAUUGGUUCAAUCUCUCGAGUCCCUGCACUCAUUAGACUUCAGCUGCUGUGUGAAGGGAGAGAAGCUGGAAAUAGGAGUAGCCAGUGUGAUUGACUAUGCACAGUUUCUCAAGACCCAGCUAAGUGAUGGUGAUAACCAAGAAGCUUUGAUGAAGGAUCAACAACUCUUCGCUCCCUCUCUUUCAUCAAGGGGAGAUGAGUCAUCUAUGAAUGAGAAACUUUCACAACUGCAGAAUCAAUACAGAGUAGCAUCAGCUCAAAAGGAUUAUAUGGAGGAGACAGCCAACCAGAAGGAACAACAGUUGGUUGAGAGUAGAAAGAAAAUACAAACACUGGAGAACCUGGUUAUUCAGUUACAAGAACAAGUGGCGAGUUUGAAAGAAGCCCAGCUGAUAUCACGUCGUGAACUAGAAGAACAUUUGAUUGCUGGUCAGUGGCCAUUACAGGAUAGAAUAAGGACGUGUGCAGUGAGAACAGACCAAGAUGAGAUUGCGUUAGACAGUAUUUCAAGUCAGCUUUCUCCUCUCGAUCAAUCAAGCAUCCAGAGUUUUGGUCCUCCUUCUGUCCAUCAGAGAUCAAUCAGUCCAAUAUCAUCUAGCUCAGGAAUAUCAGCAACGGAAGGGUCAGGAGACCCAAGGACUGUCCCCUAUUCUAUUCCAAGGUUUGCUCGUAAGGAGAAGGAAGAGACACCCUCACUAGUAGCAUUGGCAGGGUCUUUUACCUCACAGUUAAGUGCCAUAAGUGUGAGAUCUAAUGAAACAAAUAGCUCUGGAAUGUCAGAAAAUCAACCUGUAAAUCUAGCAAGGAACCUGUCUCCAGAUUCUCUUAGUGCAGUCUCAUUUGCAUCAGCAUCUGAAGCAAGUCCAAUGCUGUCAUAGUAAUAUCCUUCAGAUUGAAUUUACUACAGUUUCUAUAUCGGGUCCUAAUCGUUAUUUUAUGCAAAUUUGUUCUUAAAUGAUUAUUUAUUAACUUUCUGUGCCCAUUCAAUCAAUUCUCAGUAUUAAGAAACAAGUUGAAAGUGCAUGAAGAUAAUGUCUUGUCUUUUCAAGAUGUAGACUGAUUUCCUGUCAAAAAGCAUAGAAAUAGAAUCAUUAGUGUACACAUUUCAAUUCAAAAUGAGUUUAGUAUUUGUUUAAAAAAAUUAAAUCUAGAAAACAAAAUAUCUAAUUUGAACAAGGACAGAUCACUGGUUGUAUAGUUGUGCAUUAAUUACAAAUAGCUUGAUGAAACAGCACCCGCAUUUCAAAGUUUAUCAACAUAACAUUCUAGAGUUUUUAUCCACCGAAACCUCCUAGCAGCUAUAUCUUUGUGGAUUCAACUUGGGUCAUCACUGCCUUGCAGAUCUGCGAAGUGUAAUUAAAAUAUGUACCGGUAGCCAGGAAACUUCAAGUAUAAAGAAACUGUUUUCUUUUGCUAAUUAAGGAAGGAAAUAACUAAAUAUCUAACAUUCGCAGAAUAUUAUUGGGUAGAAAAACAAAUAUCGUUUGGUGGCAACCACCCCCUCCCCCCUUCGGCGCACCUGAGUCAUUGAAAUACUAUAAAGUAUAUUUACCUGGGAGGUUUUUUCUCCUUCACCAUCAAAAUAGCAAGUAAAGUGUUACUUCACCAAAGUUGCCUCUUCCUGUGUCCAUCUAGAGUAUUCUCUCUCUGUAAUUAAAACAACAACAAACUAGAUGGAUCUUUGACUGCGUGCAGUAGAGAAUAUGCCUUAGCCAUCACUCAAUUUUUAUAUUAAGCCUAAUUUUAAUUAACAUGUUCUGAAUUGAUUCUCUAUACUCUAAAAAGGUGGUCCACCUGAUAUUGAAAAAUCACAGAGCUAUUUUAUUAUGAGCCAAUAACAAGGUCUUAGACAUUGUUCUCAUUAUACUUUCUAAAACUGGUUUACUGGAAAUCGGUUCAGGAAACCAGUCUGGAAGAUCGCUUUGCUAGCGUUCCCAUUUGAUCACUUGAAAGUGGUUUUCAAAACCACUUCAUGUAAAGCAGUCCUGUUGCUAUUGGAAGUCUCUCAAUGGGGUAACAUGUUUCAUGCAAAAUUUGAAACCGCAGCGUAGGCAUUCCACUUAAAGUGUGUGGAGUAGCGCGCUUGAAAUGUGUGAAGAUCGCUUCCAAAAGAACGGUUGUGUCCUCACUUAUGCUAAAACCAGUUUAACGAGGCAAAGCGAUCUUUAAAACUACAUCGCGCGGCAGUUUUCUGAACCGGUUUGGAGGAUUGCUUCCAAGACCGCUUCGACCGUUCUCAUUACGCAUUAAACUACUUUCCAGUAAAUUAAUAUGAGGACGGUAAUGAGAAUAAUGUCUUACAGUCUUUUGAGCCCUGUGACCAAUGACCUCAUGGCCCUAAAUCUAUUGACUUAAUUGGCUCCUCAAGUUACAUACAUAGACAAAGAUUGUUGAGAAUCAGUCGGCUCUUAAUGCAUAUUAAUCAGUUCAUUGGCUCCUCAAGUUACAUACACAUGCCAAGUUUGGUGAGAAUCUGCCAAUGGGUUCUUGAGAUGAUGGGAUCACGAGCCAUUUUCGCAUUUAUAAUGAGCUCUGUUAAAUUUGACCUCACGACCCCCAAAUCUUCACAGUUCAUUGGUUUCUCAAGAUACAUACAUAAACCAAGAUUGGUGAGAAUCCGCCAGUGGGUUCUUGAGAUGACGCGAACACGUGCCAUUUUGCAUAUAUAUACACUCAGCAAAAAAAGUUCUUGGACACUUAAAAAAGUUAAAA
Messenger RNA from Lytechinus variegatus (green sea urchin), 3274 nucleotides. RefSeq names its product RUN domain-containing protein 3B-like. Lineage: Eukaryota; Metazoa; Echinodermata; Echinoidea; Temnopleuroida; Toxopneustidae. The coding region runs from base 97 to 1440 and encodes 447 amino acids. The transcript has 12 exons. The record is from RefSeq and is a predicted model, not a curated record.